Molecule: messenger RNA, 1884 nt
Organism: Erigeron canadensis
Lineage: Eukaryota; Viridiplantae; Streptophyta; Magnoliopsida; Asterales; Asteraceae
Product: protein FAR1-RELATED SEQUENCE 5-like
Exons: 5
Coding region: 1-1884 (627 amino acids)
Biological process (GO): regulation of DNA-templated transcription
Molecular function (GO): zinc ion binding
Source: RefSeq, a predicted model, not a curated record
AUGUCUACCUCUCUUGUUGAUGCGAAUGCUAAUAUGUCAACUCCAAUGAGCAUGAAAAACAAUCACUCUGAAGGUUUCAAAAAUACCAGACCUGGCCACAUUCGUAACAACCCCGGUGCAAUUGUAUUGGCCGAUAAUGAGGAAGUGGUUCAGAAGGAAAAAAGAAGGAGACCUUCAAUUCGUUGCGGUUGUAAUGCAUAUCUCCUAGUUAAAAAGAUAAAUGGUAAUCAGUAUCAGGUUGAUCAGUUUGAGGAGAAACACAAUCAUAGCAUGGUUGACAACAACGAUGUUCAAUUUCUAAGAGCUCAUCGUCAACUGACAUAUACUCAAAAGGAUUUAUUGCAUAAAAUAUCUCAUGCAAAUCUUGGUCCCGUCAAGGGCUUUAAAUUAUUGAAGCAUAUGUAUGGUAGUUUUUCCAACAUUGGGGCAACUGUGGAAGACUGCAAAAAUUUUCGCAAGGAUAUGCAAAAAUUUAUUGGAGAUCGAGAUGCCCAAAUGGUGGUUGAAAAGUUACUUAGUAAGAGAGAUUUCAACCCUGGUUUCUCAAUGGAUUAUUUGACUGAUAGCUCAAACAAACUGAUUGGUUUGUUUUGGGCUGAUGAAGAAUCAAAACGCAGCUACUUCACAUUUGGUGAUGUCGUAUCCUUUGAUGCCACGUUCGACUCGAACAAGUACAAAAUGGUUUUCGUUCCGUUUACCGGUAUUGACAAUCAUAAUCGGUGUGUGACAUUUGGUGCUGGCUUGAUAUCUAAGGAAGACUUGGUGUCGUAUAACUGGUUGCUUGAGAGUUUUUUAAAAGCUUUUGGGAAACCACCUAAGAUUGUUGUUACGGAUCAGGACUUAUCAAUGAAAUCAGCUAUUAAGGAAAUUUUCCCCGACUCUAGACACCGCUUGUGUAUGUGGCACAUCAUGCAAAAAUUAUCCACAAAGCUGACGAAUGCUAACCUUACUCUAGUUGAAUUCUUGAGCCAUUUUGAGACCGCCAUGGAUGUGCAAAGAUACAAUCAGUCGAAGCAUGACCACGAGUCACGUUAUACUACUCCUGAUUUUAAAACAGAACUUCUGAUGGAAAAACAUGCUGCUCAUAUUUUCACUCGCACAAUUUUUUUUGAUAUCCAAGAUGAGAUGCAUCGUGCACUCAUGCACUGCCACUCAUAUAAUGUCAAAGAUGUUGAUGAUUUCAAAAUGGUUGAAGUUCAUGAAACGAAAGAGGAUUCUAAGAAGAAAGAAAAUGAAAUUGAUGAACCUCCUGUGGAGAAAAAACUACAUACAUACAAUGUACUGUUCAGAAAAUCUGAUGUUACAGUUUCAUGUUCUUGCAAGAGAUAUGAAUCGUAUGGUCUUCUGUGUCGUCAUGUUUUCCUUGUUCUAAAGAUGUUCAACAUCAAAUCAUUUCCAAACAAGUAUAUACUACGACGUUGGACACGAGAAGCAUUGCCUCCCAAAUCCGAUGAAUCCAAGAACAAAGUGCAACAACUUUCGCAACAAUCAGCAGAGACAGACUCUACUAUUCGGGCGAUAUUUUACUCGGUUGAAUACACUAUUAACCGGUUGGUUGGGGAUAUGGACAAGUUAUCAAUGUAUGGUGACACACUUAAGCAACUGAUGAAGCAGGCUGAUUCUGAUGUACCUAUCCCAUUAGCAGAAGACAAGAAUGCAAUGAUGAGCUCGAUGCUUGGUGUCACAGAACCAAAAAAAGUUGAUGUGGAAAAUCCUGACAAAUCUAAGAAUAAAGGAUCUGGACAACAUAAGAGACUGAAAUCUGGAAAGGAGAUAUCGAUGAUCAAGUCUCAGAAGAUACCAAGGACAUGCGGAAACUGUGGUAAAAAGGAAGGGCACAACAUCAAGACAUGUCCACACAAGCCUGCUGCAUCAACAUCAUAG